This is a messenger RNA of Manduca sexta (tobacco hornworm), 1948 nucleotides long. RefSeq lists its product as uncharacterized. The transcript is spliced from 4 exons. The coding region runs from base 52 to 663 and encodes 203 amino acids. Gene Ontology annotation, cellular component: extracellular region. The record is from RefSeq and is a predicted model, not a curated record. Lineage: Eukaryota; Metazoa; Arthropoda; Insecta; Lepidoptera; Sphingidae. Gene Ontology annotation, molecular function: chitin binding.
GGGCUCGCGCUCUGUGGACAGCGAUCAGUCGUUCUGUGUCCGUGGUAUACAAUGUGUGGCGAUAUGGGUAAGGCUGUUCUGAGGGCGCUCACCACGGCGCUUCUCUGUGGGUUGGUGUCAGAUGCUGCGUAUCUUCAGAGAUACGAGCCCUACGCCAUCCAGUACGAGCAGGCAGUGGUGCGCAAACCACUGCGUGAGCACGAGAAGCCGCAAGACCUUCGCAACGUCCCCGGAACUCCUGGAGUGGACUACCCUAUAUACCACAGCGUUCCGGAGACCAGUUUCUCCUGCGCUCAUGUUCCUGUCCACCCAGGGAUGUAUGCGAAUGUGGAGACUGGAUGUCAGGCCUACCACGUGUGUCACGACGGCCGUGAGGGUCACCAGGGUGCCUCGUUCCUCUGCACCAACGGUACACUCUUCGAUCAGGCCAAGUUCGCAUGUGACUGGUGGUACAACGUUGACUGCUCGCAAGCCAUCGAACAUUACAAGUUAAAUGCUGAUCCUCUCAAGAACCCAUACGUACCCAAGCCGAAGCCCGAGGAACCCCACCCCGUACACGAGCAAGUCGAGGAGCCACACGAAUACAUCCUCCCCCCACAGCAGUACCAGGAAUACCCUCAGGAUCACAACGUACCCCAGGGGAUAUACUAUAGGAAGCUAUAAGGACCGGCAACUGUCAUCACCCUAAAAUAUUUAAGGGGUUCAGAACCAGCAAUAUUUUUGAGCUAAGUGAGCCUGUAUUUCUAACAUCAACAUUACUGCAAUUUUCGUCAAUUUUAUGACUGGUCAUGCCAAAUAGACGCAGUGGAUUGCAACGGGCUGAUGAUGAUGAUGAUGCUAGAUAUUGGUAAAUUACAGAGGUAUUGUCCAAUCGAACUGUCUGCCUAUCCAUUGCAGUAAAAUAUUGCUGAUUCCGAGGUCCCUGAAGUACAUUUUAACAAAUAAUUUUAAAUCAUCUGUAAAUUAUGAAGAGUAUGUGUGUAUACUGUGACCGAUUUACAAUUUAAAACAUUGUGAUAUUUCAAAGCGGAAUGUAAAUAGAGUCUAAAUUCCCACAAAUCUUCGAAUUUCACACUUUCAUUUUCACUAUUAACCGUCAUAUUUGUUAAUAACCUGUCAUCAACAUCAGCCUUAUUAUCAAACUGAUUACACAUUAGUUCAUUACCAUUAUUUUCCAUUAUCGUUAUUAAAAAAUCAUAUCCAUUAACAUUAUUCACCCCAUAAUCAUCAGUCGUAAGGGUGAUGACCAAAUUAAUUUAUUGUGCAUCAAUCUCAUUCUUAUCAAAUUCCAUCAUCAUUUCAUUUCCUCGUGCCAUUCAUACGAUGGUUAAUUUAAAUGGUUCAUGUUCAAUCAUAUCGUAAUACUAUUCGUGUUGCCUUUCAUUUGUUUGGAUAUAGCGACAGUAGCAAAUUGUAUGACAUAGGGCAUUUGCUUAGCAACAAUGCACGAAAUUUAGUAUUAAAGUUAAAUUGUAUAAUGAUUUGGAUUAUUUAUUACUUGUUACUAAUAAGCUUCUUUGCUUUUCCAUUUUUAAAGAGUGACUAUUGUCUUUAUUCGUCUAAAACAAUUGAUAACUUUUAAAUUGAAGUGUCAAUUGUAAAUUUCAUCUGGUAAACGUUAAAUAUAAAAUCUAGGUGAUUUUUGUCUGAAGACUUAGAGCAUUUUCAAGCCAGUAUUAGCAUUGUAAAGGUUUAAUUUUGCACGAUAAACAUUUUUUGGAAUUAGCGUGAUUGUUUAAAAGACCUAGCCUUACUAAAAGUUUUAUAUUUUCUGUAGGUUUAGGUAUGUGCUAAGAAAAUUUUAGGUUUAAAAUGGAGGAUGAUGCCAUUAAUCAUGAAAUUCAGGCUUCUGUUGUUAGAUUCAAACAAUAAUACUCAAAAUAGAUUCGUGGAUAGGUAAGAAUUUGUAAAAUAUUUUUAAGAAAUAAACACAUUUUUCUUAUUUGAA